Molecule: messenger RNA, 780 nt
Organism: Rhizoctonia solani
Lineage: Eukaryota; Fungi; Basidiomycota; Agaricomycetes; Cantharellales; Ceratobasidiaceae
Exons: 3
Coding region: 1-780 (259 amino acids)
Biological process (GO): tricarboxylic acid cycle
Molecular function (GO): thiamine pyrophosphate binding; oxoglutarate dehydrogenase (succinyl-transferring) activity
Source: RefSeq, a predicted model, not a curated record
AUGUUGACCGCGUCACGUAGAGCACGUUUCGGCUUGACCUCGUUCAAGGCUGCGACAUUGAGAGCACGCUACCACGACGAGUCAUUUGGAUACCGGAAACCGCGACCUUACAAUCUACCAGACUGUAAGUUCAGCGUCUUGUUACGUAUUAUGGCUAUUUAUCGCUUUGUCUCUUCAAGACACCCCGCCCAACUUGAAAACCGAGCCAAGAAUGCUGCUCUGUUAAGAUAUGUUGAAUCAGUUCGGCAACAUGGCCAUAGCCUCAAUCGAUCCCCUGGACCUCCUGGAACGAGACCCGUUGGUGCUUUGGAUCCUACGCGCUACGGGCUCAAAGAUGCAAACGCCAAGUUUGAUAUUAACGGUAUCAUUUGGCAUGACCUUGGCAACUUAGGAUCCCCAUCCUCCGAACCGGUUAUGUGGUCACUGUCUGAGAUCGUAGACCACUUGCGUUCAGUUUACAUUGGUCGCAUUGCAUAUGAGUACAUGCACUCGCCAUCCAAAUCUGAAAGGCUCUGGUUCUCGCACUUGCUUGAAUCCAAGCAGACAUCAGGCAGAUACAACCCCGAUGAUGAACAGAAACGCCGAAUCUGGGGUUUACUGGCUCGAAGUGAAACCUGGGACCAAUUUUUGCAACUCAAAUUCCCGAACCUCAAGCGAUACGGGCUCGAGGGUGCUGAAUCUAUGCUCUCGGCCGUGACUCUGUAUUCCAUUCCGCCUCUCAGAGUGGGGUCUCGAAUGUGGUCCUAUGUAUGCCGCACCGUGGAAGACUCUCUUUACUAA